UCACAGACCACGUGAUCAAUCUUGGACGCGCUGAUCAUUGUCUGGUGUUGUGUGUAAGCGCAAUGAUGAGCCUGAUGAUAGGUUUAACGUUUUAGUUGUUAAUACUGAUGUAAGGAUGUAGGGUUAAGUAUGAGUGAAGCUGAUAUGGUAUAUGGGACAUCAUUGUCCCUGGAAUCAGUUAAAGUUAUAGCAGAGAGUGUAGGUAUAGGAAAUCUUCCAGAUGAAGCCGCUAAACAGUUGGCUGAUGACGUUUCGUAUAGACUGAAGCAAAUUGUGCAGGAUGCAGCAAAGUUUAUGCAUCAUGCUAAAAGACUUAAGUUGUCUACUGCAGACAUUGAUCAUGCACUUAAAGUUAAAAAUAUUGAGCCACUGUAUGGAUUCUGUACACAAGAUAACAUUCCUUUCCGAUUUGCUUCUGGUGGUGGUCGAGAACUGCACUUCAUUGAAGAGAAAGAAAUGGACUUGAAUGAGUUGAUCAAUAAUCCAUUACCAAAAAUGCCACUAGAUGUCUCAUUAAGAGCACACUGGUUAUGUAUUGAUGGUGUACAACCAACCAUACCAGAAAAUCCUCCACCUGUGUCUAAAGAGCAACAGAAAGUGGAGAGCAUUGAUCCUGUGACCAAGUUGAAUAAAACAGCCAAGGAGAAAGGGGAGGCAGCUGGUAAACCUACAACAGGGAAAAUGCACAAGCUUCGCAAUGUGGAGACAGUGCAUGUGAAGCAGCUGGCUACUCAUGAACUCUCUGUGGAACAACAGCUCUACUACAAAGAAAUCACUGAGGCAUGUGUUGGAUCAGAUGAAGCUCGCAGAGCGGAAGCUCUCCAAAGCCUAGCGUCAGACCCCGGUCUCCACGAGAUGUUGCCCCGUAUGUGCACUUUCAUAGCGGAGGGUGUGAAAGUGAACGUAGUACAGAAUAACCUGGCACUUCUCAUCUACCUCAUGAGGAUGGUGAAAGCUCUCCUUGACAACCAGUCACUCUACCUGGAAAAAUAUUUACAUGAGUUAAUCCCAUCAGUGGCAACCUGCAUCGUAAGCAAACAGUUGUGCAUGAGGCCUGAAUUGGAUAAUCACUGGGCAUUGCGUGAUUUUGCAUCACGUCUCAUGGCACAGAUCUGCAAGAAUUUUAACACAUCCACAAAUAAUGUUCAGACAAGGGUAACUCGCAUGUUUAGUCAAGCCCUGCGGGAUGAGAAGAUGCAGUUGGCUUCACUUUAUGGCGCCAUAGAAGGAUUGUCUGAAUUGGGUACAGAGGUUGUCAAAGUAUUUAUAUUGCCCAGGGUGAAACAAGUGAUAGACCGUAUAGAGGCUGCAAUAGAGGGCCCUGUAUUGAGCAAUAUUGAUAAGAUUGCUGCGGGCCACAUAAAACAUCUCCUUGUUAAAGUGUUGUCUCCACUACUUAAAACACUUCGGCAGCCACCAGAUUAUGUGGAGGAAUACCGAAGUGAAUUUGGUUAUUUGGGUCCUGCAUUGCAUGCAGCAGUAUUGAAGGCUCGCACACAGCCUACCACUAGCACAGCAACGCCUUCUACUUGCACUGCUAACGCUACUACCACAGCAACAGCAGCACCACCUACAAUAGCAGCACCAACUCCUCGAAGCCUUUCUGGUCCAACUGCCAUUGUGCAGACAGGUCCAUCUCAACCUGGAACUGGACGAACAAUCAUGAUGGGUGGUGCUGGAGCACCAAGGCCUGUUGUUGCUAGCAAUAAUGCAUCAAAGUAUGUCAUUUUAACGUCUCGGCCAACGACUCCAAGUCAGGAGUCCAUAGUUCGAUUGCCUGUGCAAGCCCUACAGGCAUCAUCUGCCCCAGCAAGCAAUGCCAAUUCAGCAGUGGUCAAGUUUGUGACUGCCUCACAAUCAGUUGCAACUCAGAAAAUUGUCCAAGCAACAGCCCCAAACCAGCAAAUGACAAAGCUGGUUGUGGUGUGCAUGGCAAACUCUGGAAGCACUGCCAGUACGACGCAGGCAGUAACCAGUCCAGGGUCAAGUCUAGGUGUGAAGUCUGUGUUUGUAACACAGCAGCAAAUCAAAAUGGAGACUGGAGCAGAGGAGCAGUGAACACCAUUUGGUUAAGAACACAGAAAGAGGUCUGAUUGGUCAGUUAAUGACUUAUGCCUGUCCCACCUGGGAGUAUUCGGUGGAUGUUCACUGACAACUUGCAUGCCGGUUCUGCAGGAGUACGAGCCAUUUUCAAAAGUUCUGUCUCAACGAGACUGGGAGAAGAAAUGGAGCCAGCACAGUGUAUAGCUGCUGCUUAUGAAGGUGAUCACAUACAUCACAGGCCCAUCCACUCAGAAUACAAGGAAUGGCAUGCAUGAGCAGCAGAGUGAGAGGAGGCAGCUGUUGGUAGGCAUCAUCUGUUAAACAUGAGGGUCAUUGCUACGCAACAGCUGGUAAACAAUGACUAUGAUGUGAUGUUUUCUGUACAGUCUCCAGAGGCUGUAUAAUGAGGACCAAAGGGACAAGCCAGUGCGCUGUAAUUAUGAGUCAGUUGUUACAUGAGCAUAAAAGCAGAAGGCUCUCCAAUGUUUGUAGCUGUUACCAAUCUACAACUAGUGAAGACUAUAAAAAACUGAGACUUAGUGUGUGCUGUAGUGAUUUAUAAAGCAUGUGUAUUAGUGAAAGAUUUAUGAUUAUUGUAGUUACAAGUUAUAAGAGUUCAGUAAAUUCAAUUAGCAAUCAAAAUCCUGUUUAUAGUUACUAACACAUGACAGUAUUUUGAAAUGGUAAUUUUAAACGCACUCCCUAAACAGUCUCUUCUUUUUAGCUUUCCCUUUUCUUUGCUUGCCAGUGUUUGCACACACUUUGCAGGUUCGGUGAGAUUGUUCUUUCAGUUUUAUCUCUGUUGCCAGAAUUCUGUAUGGAAAAUUAUCUCUUCCAGUACGUUUUCCUGCAGAAGUACCAGUCCGUUCAAAAUGUCGUGCCCUGCCUUCAGCAGCCAUCUCAUAGAUCUCUAGUGGGAAGACAGAAACAGAUCCAAUUUCCGAAACAUCGUGUCCUCUGUUACCUAGAAUUCCGAACGAUGGAAAAAGUCCAAAACCCCAGUAAUUCUGGGAUGUUUUUUAUUGUGCAGUAUGUGGGCAUUUAUGAUAUACAGAUCAGAUAGAGGGAAGAAAAUAUUCUUCUACACUUUUCCAAUUUUCUCUAGAAAGAGUAACAUAUUAACAUUUUAUUGGGCUUGUCAAUGCUAAUUUUGUGUUAUUGUAGUCCAUAACUUCUUACAGGUUUUGUUUUCUGGUGCUGUCCUCUGGGUGAUGGUGCCUCAACCAUCUCAUUUCUAUGGGAAUUACUCAAAAUGUGAAUUUCUAUGGUGUCUUUCAUUGUAUAGCCAAGAGGUGAUAUGUCUUGCAACAAACAGUUUCUCCCUUACCUUCAGUUGUUUUUUUUAAUGGCUGUUUAUGCAAAUUUUUUUGUUGGACAUUAUUUGCCCACAGCUGUUGCCUUAAGUAUCCAUUGUUGAUCAGAGAGUUUUGAGCUAGAAAACCACAGAUUCAUAUGCACAGUAUGACCCUCAUUCUUUAUUUGCUGGCUGAGCCUGUCAAUAACACUUAAUGUUGUGUUGUGAACAAUGUCACUACAUUUUGUGCCAUUCUGCAUAUUUCUCAUUGUUGUGUACAUAGCCACUUCUUGCUUCACACAGCUGAAAAUCUUGAUUCCAUACUCAUGUGGCUUCCCAUACAUUUACAGUUGCAAAAAUACUUCCCCUUGAAAUGCACAGAUUGUCUCAUCAGUAGUAAGUUAUUUCUCUGGCAUGUAUACUUCUUGAAAUUUUGAAGUCAGGCUGUGUAAUGACCCAGUUGUCCCCUGGGUACUUGUUUGCAAGUGUUACUGAUAUGCAGCAUUGCCAAAAAUUGCAAAGAAUCUAUCAUGAGACAUACCACUUUAUGUUGCAAAGUUGGUUUGCAUUAUUGGUCAUGUGCACCGAUAAUUGUGGGCAGAUAGCGUAUGAUGCAGUGCAAAUAUGUGCUGCACAUAACACUUUAAUUUCUUAUAAUGUGAUAAGUUUCCACUUUGCAAAUACUGAAUUCUUUUCAGAGGAUCAUCUUACUCCUCAUUUUUUGCAUACAAGUGGAUUUCAUCUUGCAUAAUUUUGAAACUUACAUUUGUCCCUUGCAAGCCAGAUAAUGCAUGUACAUUGUUUGCUGUGUUAUCACAUUGUAAGUCACAUUCGGAGCUUGGUUGUUUAGGUUUUGCUCUCACUGUCCUUCCGUGGCCCAUGCUUUCAUCUGGUCAAGGGAAAAUUUCCUCUUCACUGCUACUGCUACCACUAAAAGAAAAGUUAUCUGAGACAUUCUGAGUGUCAGAAAUUUCAAUAAAUAUUCCUAAAUAUUGGUAGUGUUUCAUUUUGUAUUUUGUCCAUUGCAAAAGAUGUUUUUGUUCUGAAGAAUAACCCAGAAUAGUAGUAUGCUGUUGACUGUUGAUCUUGCUUGGGCCCCACUAUGAACUGCUCUGAGUGAGAUGAAGUUACGAGUAUAUUGAUUCUCUGAAUUACUUAUAAACACUUUGUCUUGUAAUAGGAAGCAGACCAUUCUUUGUGUCUUGGCCUUGGCAGCAUUAUUAAGGCAAUAUAAACAGUUCCUUGCUUAUAAAAGAAAACUCAACAUGCAUGGUUUACAGUGAAGGUAGUUUCAAGGUGGCGGAGCCUUGUUCUAUGAUGAGGUGAUGAAACUUGCUGACACUCGCUAGAAGUAGGUAGAUGCUUGGAGCUCUUGCUCAGUGAAAAGUCUGAUAAUUCAGGUUGUAUUUCCUGUGAAUUUUUUCAUGUUGGGUUAGUAGUAAUAUUGUCAGUGUUGCCUUGGCAAGAUAAGCAAGGUGGCUGUAGUGGAGAGCAGGUCAAGAGUUGUUUGGUGUGACUUUCAGCACUGAUGUGAGAUUUAGCUUCAGAGUUUGGAUGUAAAGGUAACUAAAUGAAUGAACAGGUAGGUGCAGAAAAUGUAUAAAAUGGGGAAGAGAAAGUGUACUUAAAAUGGGUUUAAUGGUGAAGUAAAUGUCCUGGAAGUGUAAUGGUUUUCAUUAUGUAGGCCAAAGAACGUGAAGAAAGUCAUCUUUGUAAUGUCCACUUUUCUACUUUCAGUAUUAAAAGCAGGGAACAAAAUUUGGACAUACAUGAUUACAUGUGGUAUUGUUGUCAUGUGUUAGUAAUGAUACUCAAGGUUUGGAUUGAUAUUUGGAUUCUCUGAAAAUCUGUAACUCAUGACUAUAAGUAAUUAUGUUAUUGCUAACCUACAGGCUUCACAGUUCACUAUAGCAUACCCAAAUUCUUUUAGUUUCUCUUGGCUAGUGGAUGCAUAAAUUGUUACUGAUGAAAUCAGUGCUUUAUUUAGGGUUACUUUCUUAGUGCUUAAACAUCCUUUUUGAACAAGGAGUAGAUUAUAAUAAAUGUUCUGAAGGCCUUGGCUUCAGUCAUUUCUAUGUGCAGUCUCCUUAUAAUCCUUUUAAUCGAAGGUUACACCCAGAUAUUUUACAUGAGUGAUAAAGAAGGGGAUAUUCUGUCAGUUCAAUGUAAGAUGAGCUGCAGGGGGCCUAAGUCUGUGAGAAAAGUAGAUGGCGUGAGCCUUAUCAUCACUGAUUUUUAUGUUCCAGUGCUCACAAUACAUCUUACUAGCAAUUGAGGCCUUGCAGCAACAGCUUUCUCAGAACAUAAUCAUAAUUGUGGUCUGUUGCGUUUGCACAGGUGUCAUCUGCCUGGAGCCCUAGAUAGACACCAGCUGUUUGUUGGGUACAGAACAGAACCUAAUGGCACCCCAGCUUUUAUAUCCCCUGGCGCAGACAUUUCACCUUUGGCUGAGACUGCAUUUCCUCUGAGAAAGAAAAGAGGUAAUAAUCUUGAUGUAGGGCACCCAUUCUGAUGAGGAGACAGGUCUGUUGUUUACAAUUGCUGCUGGCCCACUCCAGUGCAGUCAUUCUCAUGUCCCUAGUCCUGUGGGACUCAUGACCAUAUUUUAUUACCACAGGUUGGACACUCCUCCUACUUGGAGGGCUAGGUCCGUGUAUUUAUAUCCUCCAGGUACAAGGUGGCCCAGUUGUCCCCCUAAGCACUGGAUUCCCUUUUCAGCGCUUCCUAUAUCCCACAGAGAUACAGUGGAAGCAUUCAAACCCACCUGCACACUGGGACAGAUGUAACAGGGUCAUAGCCCUUAUGUAGUAUCCUCUCUGAUGAGAGGAUGGGUCUGCCGUUUAAAAUUGCUGCUGGCCCUCAGCAGCACAGUCAUUCUCAAGUCCAAGUCCUGCAGGAGUCAUGACCACAUUCUGCUGUCUCAGAUUCAAGAAUCCCGAACCUGAAAGGCCAGGUCUCUGUAUAUAUAUCCAUAUAGAAAACACCUCGUUGCCUAGUAGUGGCUCAACAAUUCAUCUAUUCUUGCAUAUUUAUUUGUUGCCAUGGAGAGGUGUGUUCCAUGCUGUUGCCUUGCAGCGGCUGACAUUAAAACUAAUGAGUGUGUCUGGAGAUUGAAAGUUUACAGACUUCAACAACUGUAUGAAUUGGCCUGAAUUAUUUACAGAGGAUUCCAAUUUCCCAGCAAGAGGACUGAGUAUCUUACAGAAAAAAACCAGCCAGGGCAUAGCAAGGGGAACCAGUAGAACUCACUGUAGGCCUCAGAGGAAUGUCAGGUUUGUGAAUCAUGGGAAAACCAUAUAAAUAUGGAAGUUUGCUGUGAUAUGACGUUAACUUAUAUUUUAGAUCAGUUGGAAGGGGAGUUUUGUGUUUGGAAAGGCAUUUCUAUACUUUCUUCUCAACCUCAGCUGUAGGAUCUUUGGGCAAGGGUUCAUUAACCUCAGACUCUGGCAAAGUGUUUAAGUAAUCCUUAUAUUUGCAUUCAUCCAACACCACAAUGCAAUUUCAAUUCUCUGCCUGAAGAAUCCUAAUAUCUUUGUUAAGUGUUAAAGAUUUCACAGCUUGCAACUGCCUUACUUCUCUAGCAUGGACCUGAGCUUCCACCUGAAUUCAUGCCCAGACUCUGUGAAAGUUUUGAAAUAAUGCACUCCAUAGCACAUGCUGUGGCUGGGUUGGAGUGUUUCUGUUGUUCAGCUUUUACUUCACAGAGGCACUAGCAGUAGGCACAAAGUGGUUUCAGAACAUUCUCCUAUUAAUAAUAUGCAUUGGUUUUCAUGGACUUGACUUAUUGGUUAGGUUUGUUGCAUAAAAUUUUUGUUUUACAUUUCUCCUGUUUUCUCCCCUUGAUGUAACCUGGUCUAAGGAAUUUAUAUAGCUGUAGUUACACUGACAGGCUGCCCAGUGAUUGAGCUCUUUCUAAAGCACCCAACAGAGUGGGUGUCUCCUCAGGUGGGGGACUUGAAGGCAGAAACAGAUCCAGUUUCCGAAAUGUUGUGUUCUUUAGUUUUUUAGAAUACCAUAUGAUGGACAAAGUCCAAAAC
Cryptotermes secundus is the source of this 7374-nucleotide messenger RNA. It is a transcript of the gene Taf6, whose product is annotated as transcription initiation factor TFIID subunit 6. Gene Ontology annotation, molecular function: protein heterodimerization activity; RNA polymerase II general transcription initiation factor activity; transcription coactivator activity. The transcript has 13 exons. Gene Ontology annotation, biological process: RNA polymerase II preinitiation complex assembly; transcription initiation at RNA polymerase II promoter. The record is from RefSeq and is a predicted model, not a curated record. NCBI's taxonomy places the organism in Eukaryota, Metazoa, Arthropoda, Insecta, Blattodea, Kalotermitidae. Gene Ontology annotation, cellular component: SAGA complex; transcription factor TFIID complex; SLIK (SAGA-like) complex. Bases 130 to 2058 code for a protein of 642 amino acids.